AUGCCACCCAAGAAGAAAUCCUCGAAGAAGAAUGAGCUUCUUUUCCUCAACAAGCACCCGUUCAUUCUACAAACAGCUGUGGAUAGAAUCUACGGAUGUAUCAUUGGCUCUGCACUUGGGGACACGAUCGGCCUGUACACUGAAUUUCUAACAAAGGCCGAGAGCGCGCGAAUUUACGCAAGUCGAAGGUUCCAGCUCACUGAGCCACUGACUGAGUCCCAUCCUGAUGGUCACCGAAUUCGUCUUGGAGUAUGGAUCGACCAAGGCUUACUCGCAUUGAACCGCCACAUGUGCGGCCUUGGUGCAUUAGUCGGCAAGGUCGUAGGGGACAAAUCGUACCUUGAUAAUCCAAAGGGUAUCGCAGCCAGAGCUUGGGUUGCAUCGGGUCACGCUGUAGCACCUAACGGGAGCUUGAUGCGUACGCAUCCCAUCGGCGUUAUCGGCAUUGGAUUGAGCGAACAAGAGACGUGGGACUUGGCUGCCAAUGUUGGUUUCACGACGCAUGUUGAUCCGCGUUGUACAGUCUCAUGUUGUGUUGAAGUUGCUUUGAUUCGAGGGCUGCUUCGAGGCGACAUUCGGAACGAGGAGCAUGUCAAUUCUUGCAUUGAGCGUACCUUUUCGUAUGCGAAAGGCAACCAAGAUCAUAUGAACCCAGCUGGAGAAGACGGAUUGAUGGAAGAAGAGCUUGAUGCUCGCCUUGACCGGAACGAGUUCGAAGAACACUGCUAUGCUGAAACUCUGGAGGACCUGAAUCUUGACGAAGACCGAAAGAUUGGCUAUGUGUACAAAUGUCUCGGAUCAGCCAUCUUUUUGCUACGAUCCGCCAUGCGCAGAAACACUGCUCUCGAUGGCAAUGAUCCAAUUCACGUCGCAUCGAUAUUCGAAGACCUCACCGUCGACUUGAUCAUGGAAGGGGGCGAUGCCGAUACCAACGCUGCAGCCGCGUGCGCUUUGUUAGGCGCAUAUGUUGGUCAUGCCAAUCUGCCGUCUCACUGGAUAAGGGGGCUGGCCCACAGGCAGUGGCUUACAGACAAAACCUAUCGACUGACUGUAGCGAGCGGUGUGCUGCCAGGCACAUUGGAACCUAAAGAAGACGAAGGUGCAGAAGGUCCAAGAGGUCUGAUGGAACCAUCAGAAAGGAGACAGCGAGAUGCCAGAAUCCACAAGCGAGAGGCGGAGAGGAGAGCGUGGGCGAGAGUGUAUCAAACAGAAUGGAAGAAGAGGAAAUUUGAGCAGCGGAGACCAGAAGAGCAGUAG
This is a messenger RNA of Parastagonospora nodorum SN15, 1257 nucleotides long. RefSeq lists its product as hypothetical. NCBI's taxonomy places the organism in Eukaryota, Fungi, Ascomycota, Dothideomycetes, Pleosporales, Phaeosphaeriaceae. The transcript is spliced from 2 exons. Bases 1 to 1257 code for a protein of 418 amino acids. The record is from RefSeq and is a predicted model, not a curated record.